AUGAAUACGUUAUCCGAUCUUGACCAUUGGCUUCACAUGAGUACUUCAGCUAGUAGUUGGAGUUUCUUGAUCAGACGAACACCUCGACGCAAGCUGGUCUAUUCGUCAAGCGAUGAAGACGUAGAUAAUAGUCCACAAUUGAUAUCUUCAGAUAACCUCCGGCAAGAAUAUCAAGAUGAACACUUGUCAAUUCGAUCUGGAUCAACAGAUAUUGUCACAAGCAGACCAACACGUUCAAAAUUGGAACAUUACGGAUUUAAACAAGUUGCACGUCCUACAUCACUGCGUAGCAAUAAACGACAAACGCUAAUUAAAGAAAAUAAAAGCAAAAAGAUUCGUCCAAAUGAAUUAACUCCAAAAGAGAAUAGUUCAUCUCGUCAUCCAAUGCAGACACGAUCUCAAUCUACUUCGGAUUCGCAUUCCGAACAGUUGAUAACUCUCUUCGACAAAACUCUCUCAACAGUGACACCAGAUCGAGAUGAAAAUUGUCUCAGUGGAAAUCGACAACGACGCUUACGACCACUUCCACUUUGUCUAUCUGAAAACGAAAGAAAUAUGCCAGUGUUAACGGUUAUUACAGCUGAAGAAAAUUCCAAUCUGAAUAAACGUCUUCAUGACGAUGAUGAUGACGAUGAAAACAGUGAAAAUUGUCGAUCGAUGAAACGCACAAAAGUUAUUAAUGAGUCGAAUAAAGAAAAUGAAUUGAUUAUCAAUCGUCCAUCAGCUGUAAAACGUUCACGUCGUGGAAUUGGAUUAAUUCGAAGCUUGACUGAACCCAACGAAGAACAAAUCAAAGCAUCAGUUGAACUCGCAUCCAAUCGUGAAUUAAUUGGUGAUCGUUCCAAUACAUACUGUUUACCACGUUGCAAGAGUCGUAAACAUCCUGAUCUCGCUUGUAUUAGUCCUGAAACAAUGGUGAAUGUUUUGAAUAAUAUGUAUUCAUCAGAAAUUGAAAAUUUGUACGUUGUUGACUGUCGGUACCCAUAUGAAUAUGAGGGUGGACAUAUCCAAUCAGCGAAGAAUCUUUUUACACGUACGCAAGUCUAUAAUGAAUUUUUUCGCAAUCCAAUUCAAUUGAAAGAUCCAUCGAAAAGAAAUAUCAUUGUUUUUCAUUGUGAAUUCUCAUCGGAACGUGCACCAUCACUUUUAAGAUAUUUUCGAUCGGAAGAUCGCACUAUUCAUGAACGAUCAUAUCCGGAAUUGCACUAUCCAGAAAUUUACCUCCUCGAUGGUGGUUACAAAGCAUUCUAUGAACACUCGAAAGAAUUUUGCUUCCCGAAUCAAUAUCGAACGAUGGUCGAUAGUGAUUUUCACGAAGAAUAUCGGCGAUAUCGUUUGGAAACGAAACAAUAUGAUAAAUUUACAGGUACAAAUGAGAGAACUGGUGGCGGACGACGAACACGUAUCUCAACAUUUCGUUCAUGUCUUUCAUUUUCUUCUCAACCUGUUCAAUAUCGUUCGACAAAUAUUCGCUAUGAUCUUCGCUACACAGGUUCACCUCCUCAAUCAUAG
Adineta ricciae is the source of this 1512-nucleotide messenger RNA. The record is from the annotation of a GenBank genome assembly. Lineage: Eukaryota; Metazoa; Rotifera; Eurotatoria; Adinetida; Adinetidae.